AUGGCGGAAAUCGAUCGGGCAAUUCUGCCCGACGAUGCCGUGCCUAUUUUGUACGAACUGGAGCUGCGACCGGACUUGGACCGCUGCGUAUUCUCCGGCAAGCUGGAAGUGACCUACGACGUGGAGGUUGCGACCUCAGAGCUGUACCUGAAUGCUAAGGAGCUCUGCUUCAGUGAUGCCUUUUUCACGCCCGCGGCAACGGGAGAAAAACUGGCGGCCGAGAGCAUCACCUUCAAGCCAAAAGAAACGACCGUCGUAAUUUCUUUUGGGGACCACGUUCUUCCGGUCGGCGAAGCCGUCGGGAAGCUGUGCAUCCCAAAGUUCGAUGGUACGUUAUAGUUCCUACUUUUUGCUUUCUUGGAAUGCGAAUGUAAUGGGAGAUGCAGCGUGAAAGCGCGUCGUAUCUUUUGAAAUAUCAACAUGAUGAUCCGAGCGCGUAAUAUUUCGACUGCCUGACUACAGUUCGUUCUUGCUAUGGUAUGGCUAGACGCAGGUUGCCAGCACGUGGUGACGUACGUAGUGAGUUGGCGACAAAUCUUCAUUUGAUUUGUUAUUCUAGGUAUUUUGAAUGACCAGAUGUGCGGGUUUUACCAAUCAAAUUAUGUGGACACGCUUGGACAGAAACGGCGUUUGGCGGUAACGCAGUUCGAGGCCAUCGACGCGCGCCGCUGCUUUCCCUGCGUGGAUGAGCCAGCACGAAAAGCGAAUUGUGUAGAUGCAAACGGGGGCGAAAUCUGGGCUGCCACUCGAGAUGUGCAGCUGCUACUGAACAAACAGAUCAUGAUAGUGAAGACACGACCGAAGAAACGAAUAUAAAGAUUAUCAUUAUGUCAUUAAUGACGCGGACAUGCAUUAUACUUUUGCUAUCAACAUCAAUUUGUCUUUCUCGCGCGUCUUCGUCUUUCGCACUUCUUGACUAGCACUGAACAAGUACUUUUUUCCUCAGACCACCCUUGGAUCUUUUGAGGCGCAUUUUUCGGUGAACUUCUACAGAGGAGCAGGAGACUACCGGUAUAAGAGAAAGUAGCAGCCACUGGCGUUGCCCCCGACACAAGGCUUUGUAGGACUACGCCGCCUCCUCUUUCACCCCACCCGUUUGCCUCUGCAUAGCGUGUUCGACGUGACCAUGGUUGUGGACAAGAAGUUCCAGGCGUUCUCCAAUAUGCCGGAGGUGUCAAAAAUCAGUAACGAGGCGGACAACACUGUCACGUUCAAGUUCGGCACCUCACCCAAGAUGAGCACGUACUUGCUGGCGUUCCUGGUCGGGGAACUGGACUACCUGACGCAAGAAACCGCGGGCGUGCACGGGCCCAAGACGACGGUGCGGUGCAUGUCGGUGCCGGGCAAGGCGGAGCAGCUGUCGUUCUCGCUGGAGGUGGCCACCCGGUGUCUGGAAUUCUACAACGAGUUUUUCCAGAUCGCCUACCCGCUCCCCAAAUGCGACAUGGCCGCCAUCCCCGACUUCGCCGCGGGCGCGAUGGAGAACUGGGGCUUCGUCACCUACCGCGAGAUUGAUUUGCUACUGGACGUUUCCAAAACCUCCACCGCGCGAAAGCAGCGAGUGGCCAGCGUGGUGACCCACGAGCUGGCGCACCAGUGGUUCGGAUAUUCCACAGAAAAAAGCUGGCAGGUCACAUUUGUAAUGCAAAAAUAAAUACACAAAAAAAACUGUAUUGCGUAUCCUAAGCAGCAUGCUAUGAGGCCGCCCAUGACAGAUCUUUCUGUGUAUUUAUUUUUGCAUUACAAAAUAUGCCCUGCCAACUUUUUUCUGUGGGAUAUCGGAAACCUGGUGACCAUGGAGUGGUGGAAUGAUUUGUGGCUGAACGAGGGCUUUGCGAACUUUAUGCAGACCUUCUCCGCGGAUGCGUUGUUCCCCGAGUGGCGGAUCUGGGAAAGUUUCGUGUGCGACGACCAGGCGGCGGCGCUGCGAUUGGACUCUUUGCGGUCGUCGCACCCGAUCCAGGUGCCCAUCCCGAAGGCCGAACAGGUGGACGAGAUCUUCGAUGCGAUCAGCUACUGCAAGGGCGGGAGCGUGUGCCGGAUGAUCUUCGCCACGCUGGGGAAGGAGAAGUUUCAGGAGGGGCUGCGCUUGUACAUGGAGCGGCACAAGUAUGGCAACACGCAAACCUUUGACCUCUGGAAGGCCUGGGAGGAGGUCAGCGGCAAGCCGGUGGCGGAGAUCAUGAAGGGCUGGACCGAGCAAAUGGGGUAAAAAAAGUACCUCAAUAGAGUACGUAGACAAGUGCAUUUUCUAUUUUAGUGUGGCGCAGCGGUCGGUAUCAGGUGCCAAGGGCAUUCUGGCACGAGAAUGUAGGUAUGUGCUUUCGGAGCAGCCCCCUUGCUGGCGCAGUUACUAUCUAAAACCUCCUUCAUUACUUCAGAAAUUUUGAAUCCGCUAAAGAACGAAAAAAAUGCAUCCAUUCCUCGUGCUGCAGGUUCCCGGUUCUCACCGUUUCUCGGCCUGACGCAACCACGCUCCAGCUGAGCCAGCGGUGGUACUUGGCUGAUAACUCGGUCCAGGAAGGAGAUGACGAGAAGAUCUGGACCGUGCCAAUACUUCUCGCAACGAACAACGGCUACCAGGAGGAGAUCCAGUUUCUUAACGAGAUAUCCUGUGUAGAAACGUCCCCGCCCGCCCAGAGUUAUCAUGCCAAUCUGCGUGCCUGAAAUGUUUCCCCUGCGCAGCCACGUGAGUGCCCAUUUUCUAAUGCUAUCUUGGAACUCGAACUUGUCAUGCUCGAGCUCUACUAGAGAUCACAUGAUUACGAAAGUCGAUUCGUGACCCGGCUGCACUAGCCAAACACGACGUGUCUUUCCUGGCAGCCUGUGUACUACUUCUCAUGUGUGUGUCACGCGCGACAGCCAAAACUUGCUGAUUUGUGUAGCAGAUUCCCCAUCGUGACUACUGGGUGUCGUGGGCCCUGUGUUUACGCAGGAUACGAGAAGCAGCAGACUUUCAAGCUCCCGCAGGGCAGUCGGUGGGUAAAGGUGAAUGCGGGGCAAUUUGUGCCCGUGCGUGUGCUCUACGAGGGAACUGCACUGUUGGAGGAUUUGGCAAAAGCGGUCGCAUCAAAGGAACUUUGCGCCGAGGACCGGUACUUUUGCUAGCAGUCCAUUUUGCUUACUCAUUCCUGAAGCAACGACGAUACAGAGCAUCAUUGCAUGAAACUCAGAAGCAGCAAAAUAAGAGGAGUGCAUUUUACACUCGUACAUCUAUGGACACAGCACUAAUUUAAAAGUCAUGCGGUACUUAAUAUUCUGUGACGAGUGCAAUCGGCAUUGUCAUGAGGGUCGAAUCCACAAACAUUGCUAAUUCAGGAUCGGAGUACUGCAGGACACCAUGGAACUCUGCCGGUCGGGACACCUGGAAGAUCCAACCGCGCUUUUUUUUCUGCUGCGUGGGUUUGCCCAGGAGGACAACAGCAACGUGUGGUGUGCUUUGAAAGCCGCGAUCGACGGUUUGGACCGCGUGCUGCCAGAAAUGGGAUCAAGUGUUUACACCAAGUUCCAAGAAUUCGUCAGCGACCUCAUUCAGAGACCCUGCGCUGAGCUUGGUUGGGACCACAAAGAAGCCGAUGACGAUCUGACAAAGCAACUCCGAGGGGUCUUGAUCGGACUCAUGUCCACGUAUACUAUUUCAUUUUAGAGUCUGGUCGUUUUUUUAGUCGUUUCGGUUUGUGCGAGGCGUGCGGCUUUUUUGCUACAUGGAUUUCUCUUUGUUUCGAGGAAUAGUUUAUUACUUUAUGACGAGAAAAUCAAUGCGAAAAAGCCUCGCGUAGACAAAAAAAGCAAAAUGGAAUUACACCUUCCGAAAGAAGUAGAACUACAUGAAGGUUUGCGCCUUCGGAUCCGGCGGUGCAAGCGGAGGCGGCACGAAGGUACGAGGCAUUCGUUCAGGAUCGCAAGACUGGGCUUCUGCCAGACGAUUACAAGCGCAGCGUGUUUACCGUCAUGCUGCAAAACAAAGAGCGAUGCGUCGAGGUAUGGGAGCAGCUUGUGCAGAUCAUGAAGGACCCGCAAACGCAACAAGCGCAUCGGCUCGCAAUCUACGCCGCCCUCGGUUACGUGGAAAACGUGGAGUACAAGAGAAAGACGUUGCAGGAAACCUAUGAUAUCAAGAUCCAGGACUUCUUCUAUCCGAUGACCGGCGUCUCAGGGUCGGGCAAGCCUGGAAAUGUGCUCAUCUUUGAUUGGAUGCGAGAAAAUUACGACACGAUCAAAAAAAGAAUCGCGAGCGCAAACAGUACUUUUUAUGCUCUAUUUGUGUUUUGCUGCAUGACCUCUUGUUUGAGGUCCACAGUUGUUAUGUCAGGGUUACGCACAUGUUCUUGUUCUUCAUUUUUUUUCUGCGGUGUCACGCCAAGUGCUCCUUAUGCUAGCUACAAGUGAGGAUUCGCAAACCAUCAGGUUCGCUUCUGCAGCACGUGGUGUCUGUGUCCUGCAGUGGUAGCACAUUUGAGCGCGCCGAGCAAACGGAGGCCUUCUUCAAGGAUCGGGACGAGCCCUCUAUCCAGCGCACGCUGAAACAAGUAUGCGAGCGGACCAGAGUCAACGCUCGGUUCGUGGAAUAUUUGAAAAAGUCGGAGCUUGCGACUCCGGAAUUUUGGGCCAAGCUUAAGUUUGAGCGGGUUGCUGCGUGAUCAACCGGCAAAAAGGACCUGCUGCAGCAGCUAAUGGAUCUGAACUUUCUUUGAUACAUGAUCGAUGUUUGGAUGAACACUUCUGUCCCCGCGCAUAAGAAUGUACUUUACCUUUGACCUCUAAGUCCGUCGUCAGAGGAGCAACGCUAUUUUUUGCGCAGUUUUUGGUAUCAGAGUGUCUUGACGACUUGCUGCAGCUGCACGCGUGACUACUGGUUGUGUGCAUGCAUGGGACCUCAGAGGAACAAUGCUUCUUUUGGGGUACUUGCUGUCACAUGGUACAUAGUUUUUGAAAAGAGAUCUUUUCGUUAUUCCACUUGCACACACGGACACGACUUGGCACUGAGCACAGAUGGCACGGAUAGCAUGCAAAUUUUUGAAAGAUGAAAAACAGAAUGAGACGGCGAUCGAGUUUCGUUUUCAAGACGAAAUUCGUACGAAUGAUCGAAAUAGGAUUGAUUGUCGGCAAUCGCGAGGGCGAUUUCUUGCGACUAUCGCUAU
Amoebophrya sp. A120 is the source of this 5141-nucleotide messenger RNA. The record is from the annotation of a GenBank genome assembly. NCBI's taxonomy places the organism in Eukaryota, Dinophyceae, Syndiniales, Amoebophryaceae.